Giardia duodenalis is the source of this 750-nucleotide messenger RNA. RefSeq names its product Copine I. The transcript has a single exon. The coding region runs from base 1 to 750 and encodes 249 amino acids. NCBI's taxonomy places the organism in Eukaryota, Fornicata, Diplomonadida, Hexamitidae. The record is from RefSeq and is a predicted model, not a curated record.
AUGUGUCAAUAUUCCAUAUCAACUCCCUUAGAUAUGCGGUCACAACUAUUACUCCGUCACUAUCCACCGAUGCUAUGCAUAAGACUGUUGCUCUGCAGAGUACAAACGAUACUCUGCACCUGUAGCAGAACAUCUCAUGACAUCAAGCGCAGAGAGAUACCGUAUGUCAAGGCCAUGCGCAUUAUGUCUCGGGUGGUCAGUAGAUUCGACGACGACCACAUCUACCCCGUGUACCGCUUCGGGUGCAUAAACACUAAGGACAAGUCUGUCCUUCCUCUCCUGUAUCCUGAUCAAGAAGACCCCCACUUCGAAGGCUUUGACGCCGUGAAGAAGGCGUACGAACACAUCGCGCCCCAGAUCGAGAUGUCCGGCCCGACCACCUUUGCCCCGAUGAUCCGCCAGGCGAUAGAGAUAUCUAGGGAAUCCAAUGGUCAAUACAUGAUUCUCGUCCUGCUCACAGACGGUGACGUUUCAGACAUGGUUGAGGAUAUGAAGGCGCUCCAAGAAGCGUCCAACUACCCCCUGAGUAUCGUUGCUGUUGGUUUGGGCGAUGGUCCGUUCGACAAAAUGCACAUUUUCGAUGACGAUGUCCGUGGUCGCAAGUUCGACAACUUCCAGUUCGUGAACUUCACAGAGGUUGAAAUGAAAGCAGGGAAGUGCGAGAACCCAGAACUGGUGCUUGCCACCGCCAUGAUGCAGGAGAUCCCCAGUCAGUUUGCUUUCAUUAAGAAGCUAGGGUAUCUCAACUAG